This is a messenger RNA of Antechinus flavipes (yellow-footed antechinus), 3671 nucleotides long. RefSeq names its product GTPase, IMAP family member 5 (gene GIMAP5). The record is from RefSeq and is a predicted model, not a curated record. Bases 350 to 1312 code for a protein of 320 amino acids. Gene Ontology annotation, molecular function: GTP binding. The transcript is spliced from 4 exons. Lineage: Eukaryota; Metazoa; Chordata; Mammalia; Dasyuromorphia; Dasyuridae.
UUUUUUAUGUGCAGUUUUGUUUUGCUAAACAGAUAGAACAGAUAGAGUGAGCCUGCUCAGGAGAAAAGUUUUGAAUUCAGACCAUUGGCAAAGAGACAAGGUGGUCCUGGGCUUAUACGGCUAAAGAGUAAUCAGUUUGUUUAAGGUCUCAUCAAAAGUCUAGAAAACUGGAUCCUGGUCCCAGCUGCAGCCACUCUCUCUUCUCUCUAUGUAUGUAUGAUAUUGGACAGUCACUGGUCUGCUUUCUUCUUCAAUUUUCUGCCAAUUGGGGAUUACUUGCCUUCAGCAAGGAGUCUGAUGAUCAAAUGAAAAUGGAUAGAACACUGGUUUAUGGUUCUCACUCUUAGAAAUGGCCAAUUACCAAUCCCUUGGACAAACUCUGCAGAAAGAAAUGGAGAAGAUGAAGGAAGCCAAAGAUGGAGAUGUUAAUAAUGAAAGGAAUGAUACCCAUGAAAACACUGAGCCCCUGAGGAUCAUCUUGGUGGGGAAAACAGGAGCAGGGAGAAGUGCAACAGGCAAUACUAUCCUUGGGCAGAAAGUAUUCAAGUCCAGCUUACAAUCCCAGAGAGUGACUAAGAAAUGUCAAAUGGAGACUGGGAUAUGGAAUGGGAGAAGAAUAUUUGUAAUUGAUACUCCUGCCAUCUGUGAACCAGAUGCCUGGACUGAAGAGAUGUAUAAGGACAUUGGGGAGUGCUAUCUUCUCUCCUCCCCAGGUCCCCAUGCAUUAAUUUUGGUGACUCAGAUUGGCCGCUAUACUGCCAAGGAUAAGGAGGCAAUGAGGAAAGUGAAAAAAAUCUUUGGAGUAAAAGCCAUGAGGUACCUCAUUAUGCUUUUUACUCGUAAAGAAGAUUUAGGGGAAUCUUUACAACAUUAUGUAACAAGUACUGAUAACAAAGACCUACAAUGGGGGAUCCGAGAAUGUGGCAGAAGAUUCUGUGCUUUCAACAACCAGGCCACUGGGGAAGAACAGAAGGCCCAAGUAGAAGAGCUGAUGACUAUGAUUGAAAAGAUGGAGGAAGAGAAUGAAGGCGACUGUUACAGGAAUAAUCUUUACUUUGCUGCUGAGAUCUUCCAGAGAGAUGGCAAUAGAGGAUCUGAAGAAAGUUACCAAAACUAUUUACGCAAAGUAAAAUCCCAGAUUCAAAAGCAGACAUCAGAUCUAAUAGAGUCUGAGAGUAUCUAUUUUGUCCAGUCAUUUAUGAGGGCUCAACUGUGGGUUUCUUCCCACCUUAAAAUCUGCUUAUGUAUUUUGUUCUUUGUUUUGGUUUUUAUUGUCAUUAUAAUUGUCUUAUUGACUUCUCAAACAGCCUAAGUAGUUUUCUCCUAAUUGUUGACUCCUAAUAGUAAUUAUUGAGUUCAUUCUCAGUGUCACCAUCAUGAAAAAUUUUCUAAAUGACUUCCUUAAUUUUUGAAAACAGAUCUGACUUUCAACUCUUAUUCCUCCUAAGAUACUUGGCAAAGAGACAUCUAAAAAGUCAAUAGGUUUGCCAUUUCUUUUCAUAAAAGUUAGGAAAUAAAAGCGAUAAUUCUGAUAUAUGGUUGUGUUAGUGGUGUUUUUGAGGGGAAAGUGAGCUACUUUGGGCAUCUAUGGUGACCUCGCUCCUAUUCUUUCUCUAUAUCCUUUGCUUUGGUAAUGCCCUCACUAUUUUAGUUCUAGUGAUCAUCUCUGUGAAGAUAAUUCUCACCACAAUAUCUCUAGCUCAAUCUCUUCAGUUCUCCAGAACCAAAUUUCCUAUUGUCCACAGCAAUUUCUGCCUACUUGCUUGCCAGUAAUGUAAACUCAACAUGAAAACAAAACUAUACAUGAGCUUUUUCCUAAAAUGUGCCUUUAUUUUUCCCUACCUAUUGUUCAAAAAUUUAUCCAGUCCCUGAUGUUGAAACUUUGGGAAUUUUUUCCAACUUUCUCAUUCUCUGAAUUGUUCAAGCCCUGAAUUGUCAAUUCGACUCCAAAAUAUCUUUCCAACCUAUCUCCUCGUUUCUUUUCAAAGCCACUAUUCUGUUAUCACAGAUCAGUGAAUCAUAAAUUUGGAGAUAGAAGUGCCUUUCUAAGUCAGCUAGGUCAACCCUUCUCAUUUUAUGAUCUAAGAAACUGAGGCCCCAAGAGAUCUCACCUGCACAGGUCUCUUCCUACCACAAUUCAACCUCCACUUGUGCUAUCAAAGAGCAUUUCUUAAAGCAUAAAUAUGACUCUGUCAUCCCCUUUCAUUCCAUUCGAUCAACUUUGCUUGAGGGUGCUUAUCACCUCUAGGAACAAUUCUAAAUUAAAGCUCAUCUGAAACUCAUUAUAAACUGCCUCUCCCUUUGCAGGUUCUUACAUGUUACAUUCUACCCUGCUUUUUAUGUACUUUGUAAUUCAGUAAUGCUGAUCUCCUUGUUGUCAUUUGAAUGUCCAACUUGAGGCAUUUUCACUAAAUGUUACUUAUGCCUAAAAUUCUUUCCCUCCUCAUCUCUGCCUCCUAGAUUUCCUUGCUUCUUUCAAGUCCAAGACCAACUCUUACAUUAAACAGGAAGAUUUUCCUGGUCCCCUUAAUUCUAAGGCCUUUCCUCCAUUGAUUAUUUCUCAUUUACACUGUAUAUAACUUGCUUGUGUAUGACUAUACAUAUAUCAUCUCCCUCUUACAACUAUGAGUUUCUUGAAAGUGGGGCUAUUUUGUCUUUUUUUGUAUCAGCUUUUAGCACAAUGUCUAGUAUGAAGGAGGCAUGUAAUAAAUGUUCAUUACUGACUUUCUGAACAUCAUACAGAUAUAAAGUGCACAAGUUUGAUCACAUGACUCUUCUCAAAGCCCUUCACAUUACAUCAUGUGAGAAUUGGAAAAGAUUGCAAAAAUCAUCUAAUAUAACCUUAGAAAUACUCAUUAUAAUCCAACAUAUUGUCUAAUUAAUAGAGACUAAAGUAAUACUAUUGACAUUCCAGUUACUCAGAAAUCUGGACUCCCCUCUCCCUUUCCAAUCUUAUUUUGUACUCCCUUUUCUCUAAACAUUCUCAGUUCUAGACAAUUAGAUUCCCAGCCCAAUCCUGUUGAUAUACUCUCUCACCUCUGUGCUUUCACUCCUCCUAAUCCAGUGGUUGAAAUGCUACUCACCAUCCUCAAGACUGACCUCAAAUAUUGCUUCAUUCGCAUUUUGCCUAGUAUUUCCAUUCAGAAAAAGAUAAUUUUAUCCCCCACAUUUCACAUGGCUCUUCAUAUGUAUUUCUUUCAUUUACAUAACAUACUGCAUUGUAUAGUAGAAUUAUCUGUAUAUAUCUCCUCACUUCCUUUUUUUAUAAACUCUAAAAGCAGGGAUUGACAUUUACAUCUUCCCCAUUACCUAACUCAAGAUUUAUACACAGUCAGUGUUUGUAUUAGAUAUAUUAAAUAUUACAAAGCCAGUUGUCAUCUACAUUAUUAAAAUUAUUUCAAUGCUUAGUUUGAUAAGUAUAAUGAAAUGCAUGAAUUUUUUUCUGUUUGAAUUAAACUAGUUUUCUCUGUGAAAAACUUUUGGCUUUAAGGUUAGAUUUCUUGUUGUAUUAGGAAAAGGGAAGGGAAGGGGAAGAGAAAAGUUUUGAACAUAAAGUCUCACAAAAAUAAAUGUUGAAAAUUAUCUUUACAUGUGUUCAGAAAACCAAAAUACUAUUUUUAAAAAGGACACAAAAAGAAAAGAAAAGAAAUAAACAUUGAUACUUUGGCAAA